AUGGGGUGGAAAAGAACAAAUGAUGAAACUUUAAAAGUGAACAAUUUAGGAAUAAGAGCAUGCCUUGUAGAUGGUGACACUUUUAGAGCUGCUUGUGCUAAAGCCGAGACAGAAGGGGUGAAAAUCAAUUGGACUGAGCUAGUGACUCACACAUAUGAAUUGGCAGUGAACUGCUUGCAAACAAACUACUAUGGGGCGAAAAGAAUGAUCGAAUCCUUUCUGCCACUUCUGCAACUAUCUCAGUCACCAAGAAUUGUCAAUGUUUCGGCAGAAAUGGGAAAACUAAAGGAUUUUAAAGUAGGAUCCCUAGAGUCAAAAGGAUGGCCUGUAGUCAUUGAUGGUUACAUAAUCGCAAAAGCAGCCCUGAAUGCAUACACAAGGAUUGUGGCGAAGAAACACCCGAACAUGAAGGUCAAUAGCGUCUGUCCUGGUUUUGUAAAAACCGAUAUAAACUUCCACACUGGCAAACUAUCUGUAGAAGAAGGUGCUCAAAGUAUUGUGAGGCUUGCUUUGGUGCCUGAUGAUGGUCCUUCUGGCUUGUUUUUCGUUCGUGCCCAAGAGUCAUCGUUUUGA
Messenger RNA from Oldenlandia corymbosa var. corymbosa, 573 nucleotides. The record is from the annotation of a GenBank genome assembly. NCBI's taxonomy places the organism in Eukaryota, Viridiplantae, Streptophyta, Magnoliopsida, Gentianales, Rubiaceae.